UUAAAGAGGAACAGGAGGAACUCUGGAUCAGUCAGGAGGGAGAGCAGCUUCAAGGGCUGGAGGAGGAUGAUAUCACCAAGUCAAUAUCCACUCCUGUCCCUGUGAAGAGUGAAGAUGAUGAAGAGAAACCUCAGUCCUCACAGCUUCAUCAAAGACACACUGAACAGAUGGAAACAUAAGCAGAGGGAGAGGACUGUGGAGGAUCAGAACCAGCCAGGAACUCAGAUCCAGAUACACAUUUACAACCUGAGACUGAUGACCAGACUGGAGAGUCUUCUGAACCUGAGACUGAUGACACUGAUGACAGUGAUGAUUGGACAGAGACCAGAGAAUAUCAGUUAGGCUUAAAGUUUCUUAAAAAUGAUGAAGACCCUGUUAGUGAUUCGAAAUGUAGUGCUGAUGAGAAACCAUUUAGCUGCUCUGAGUGUGGGAAAAAAUUUGGUAAAAGUGGAAUUCUGAAAGGACACAUGAGAACUCAUACAGGAGAGAAACCAUUUAGCUGCUCUGAAUGUGGGAAAAGAUAUGGCCGCAAGCCUGAUCUGAAGAGGCACAUGCUAACUCACACAGGAGAAAAACCUUUCAGCUGCUCUGAUUGUGAGAAAAAAUUCAACACCAAGACAGGUCUGAAGAGACACAUGUUGAUUCACACAGGAGAUAAACUUUCUACCUGCUCAAUUUGUGAGAAAUCUUUUGUACAGAUUGGAUAUCUACAAUUACAUAUGAGAACACAUACAGGAGAGAAACCAUUUUGCUGCUCUGAGUGUGGGAAAAAAUUGCGCACCAAGACACAUCUGAAGCAACACAUGAGAUCCCAUACAGGAGAGAAACCUUUCAGCUGCUCACUUUGUACGAGAUCUUUUACACAGAGUGGAAGUUUACAGAAACACAUGGCCUGCCACACAGGAGAGAAACCAUUUAGCUGCUCUGAGUGUGGAAAAAGUUACCCUCACAAGUACUCUCUCGUUCUUCACAUGAAAACCCACUCAGGAGAGAAACGUUUCAGCUGCGGUAUUUGUGAUCAUAGAUUUACUCACCCCAAAUACCUCAGAGACCAUAAGUGUGUUGGUCGUCAGUCCUCACAGCCUGAUCGAAGUCAAACUGAGGAAAACAGAGAGGCAGAACUUCCAGCCAGCAGCUCAGCUGAACAGAUGGAAAAAGAAGCUGAUUGAGAGGACUGUGGAGGACCAGAACCAGCCAGGAACUCAGAUCCAAAUACUCGCCUCGUUGGCCACCUAUCAGCAAUUAAGAUGACAUUGAUUGAUGCUGUAGCCGCUGUUAUCCUGUUGUGUCACAUCAAGACCUCAAGAGUAAUGGCCACAAACUUAGAUUGAUGGGCAGCUAGAACACGAAUACAGUUUUGGGUGAGAAACUUUAAUAAAUACAGAAUUUGGAAGGAGACUAAAAAAAACAAUCUCUUUUUCAAGAGCACCCUGGCCGAGGCAAGCAGCAACAUAAGUAACAGACACAACAUAGAACAAAAUGUACAUCUCCCAAACAAGCAAUAUAAAACCCAAAGAUUACGACAAAGAAAAGACAGAAAAUAUGUUGAUAUAUACUAGAGGUUAACCAUAAAAGUGCGAAAAGGGCAACUAUACAUGAUUACAAAGACCAGCUAAGACACACCGUGACAUUGGCAUGUAGAAGACUGUGUACAAAAAUCCUGCAGCAGUGCUUUGAAACGGCCGAGAGGAACCAAAGAGUGCAACUUUGAGUGUCCUGCAGAAGAUUCCACAUAUAAGGACUAGAGAUGUACCGAUACCACUUUUUCCUUCCUGAUACCGAUU
Epinephelus lanceolatus (giant grouper) is the source of this 1784-nucleotide messenger RNA. RefSeq lists its product as uncharacterized. Lineage: Eukaryota; Metazoa; Chordata; Actinopteri; Perciformes; Serranidae. The record is from RefSeq and is a predicted model, not a curated record. Gene Ontology annotation, biological process: regulation of transcription by RNA polymerase II. Gene Ontology annotation, molecular function: RNA polymerase II cis-regulatory region sequence-specific DNA binding; DNA-binding transcription factor activity.